UAUUGCCUCGCAUAGUUGUGUGUUUUCGUUUUUGUUUUUCAAUAUUCUACAGUUCUUUUGUAGUAAUGAUAUUAUUGUGCUUUAAACAUUCAUGUUUGUGAAAUUUCGAACGACUAUUGGAUAAAGACAGUGAACUAUAAUAAUAAUUGUAUAAUACCACCUACCCACAUACCAACGCAAUGAGUUUUAUCUUAAACCGAUGAAUUUUCCUAAAACACUGUACGAGUCAUCUGAAUAUCUACCUAUAUUUUUGACCUGUACACGGAGAUCUGUAGACUAUAGUCACAUCCGAUGAUUCCGAUGAUAAUUUGUUUUUAUUGAGUUGGAGCAGUUGAAUGGCCGUUGCACAUAAUCGUCUCUGUAUAACGUAAAUUGCCGUCAGCAACAAUGUCGCGAUUUCGUACCACUGCCAUGUUACCGUUUUAAAAUGCUGAACUAGUGACAUUUAGUUAUUUAAGUAUUCCUGUUCAAAUAUCAAGAAUGGUCGUCCACAAAGUCAUGUAUAUCUUUGAGUACAUUUCAAUCACGCCUUCGUCUAGUAUAACGGACGACAUUGGCCGUGGAAUGCGGGGCUCUCCUAAGUUAUGCCACACGUCGUACGAGGGUACCAUCAGAGUGAUGCCCAACUCCAUGAUAGACAUGGCGUGUAAUAACCUGGCUGGAGAAAAGUUAAUGAAAUACACUACACCUUACAAUAUACAAGACCAAUAUUUAAGUACAAAAGUGAAUAUGUUAAAGCACAUCUCAAUGGCCGCCGUAUCUAGUAAGUACAUGUUGAAAGUCGUGGAACUGGUCGGCCUGAGCCUGGCUUCGAUAGUCAUCGAUGAGACUAUAGGUUUGGUUAAACAGUACUUUUGGCGCAAUUACGUCACUGAGCUCGAAGUUUCCAACUCAGACAAAUGUUACAAUUGGCUACUACAAUGGAUUUCCAAGCACAAUCAACAUCUACUGCACUUCAGUGUCACUACCGUCUGUCGGAACACUGAUUCCGGACACGUGACGUCGAAGUUUGACUAUGAGCCAAGUUCUGGCGAUCACAUGUUCAAGUAUAAGGGUCAUACAAUAAACGUUAAACGUGAUCGUAGCUCGACGUUAUCCAAUGAAUAUGGUUCUAGGCCGUACGAAACGCUUCACUUAUCUAUUUGGGGUCGAAAUAGACAAGUACUAAACGAAAUCCUGGAAGAAGCCAGAUUAUACGCCAUGUCCAUCAUGGAGUUGGGCACCACUCUGAUGGUACCCUCGUACGACGUGUGGCAUAACUUUGGAGAACCCCGCAUUCCACGGUCAAUGUCGUCCGUUAUACUAGACGAGGGCGUGAUCGAAAAUAUACUCAAAGAUAUACGUGACUUUGUGAAUGACCAAUUUUGGUAUUUGGACAGGGGAAUACCGUACCGUAGAGGUUACCUGCUCUAUGGGCCACCGGGUUGUGGCAAGACAUCUAUGAUCAUGGCGUUGGCUGGCGAGAUCAAGUAUAACUUGUGCGUGUUGAGCCUUAACGACUCAAAAAUGUCGGACGAUCAACUCAUUCAAUUAAUGGGAGCAGUACCGACCAAAUCUUUUGUGCUCCUGGAAGAUAUCGACGCAAUGUUCGCCAACAGGGAUGGGAAAACAGUCAUAGAAGGCAGUACUAAAGUGACGUUGAGCGGUUUGCUAAAUGCUUUGGAUGGUGUCGUAUCGUCCGAAGGCAGAAUACUAUUUAUGACUACCAACUACGUUGACAGAUUGGAUCCUGCACUGAUACGAUGUGGCCGAGUAGAUUACAAACAGUAUAUUGGAACAUGUUCAGAUCAUCAAUUAUCACAAAUGUUCAUUAGGUUUCGCCCAGAAGGUACAGAAGAUGACAACAAUAGAUUUAUAAAAGAUGUGAGAAAAUAUAACAAACCAGUCAUCCCAGCUCAUUUACAAGAAUUUUUUUUGUUGCAUCGGCAUAAAGAACUAAAAUAUAUGUUUGAACAUAUAAACGAUUUAUGGCAGAACGUACAAGACAUUCAAUUAACAGAGUAACAACAAUAAUAUUUAUAGUAUUAAUUUAAAAAUAAUAAUAAUAAAUUAAUUUUUUAUGUACAGAAAAAUACUAAGUACAUAAAAAACGAAUGUUCAGUCGAAUAGCAAUUUUUGAGCACAAUAAAAGAAAGUGUCAUGAAUAUUUAAAGUGUUAGAAAAAGAAUAACAAAAAUUAAUUAACAUGAAAAAAAAAAACAAAAAGUUUAUACGUUCAUUAUCUUUUGGGAUCAA
Molecule: messenger RNA, 2235 nt
Organism: Melanaphis sacchari
Lineage: Eukaryota; Metazoa; Arthropoda; Insecta; Hemiptera; Aphididae
Product: mitochondrial chaperone BCS1-like
Exons: 8
Coding region: 481-2004 (507 amino acids)
Biological process (GO): mitochondrial respiratory chain complex III assembly; protein insertion into mitochondrial inner membrane from matrix
Cellular component (GO): mitochondrial inner membrane
Molecular function (GO): ATP hydrolysis activity; ATP binding
Source: RefSeq, a predicted model, not a curated record